Molecule: messenger RNA, 1539 nt
Organism: Closterium sp. Yama58-4
Lineage: Eukaryota; Viridiplantae; Streptophyta; Zygnematophyceae; Desmidiales; Closteriaceae
Source: the annotation of a GenBank genome assembly
AUGUUGCUGCCUCCCGUGCGCUUCACGUUGGCUCCCGCACAGAGCCUGCCUGACUCUAUCUGUCAACUCAGCUCCCUGGAAACCUUCUCCUUGCUUUCAUGCGACUCGAUCUGCGAGCUGGCAGCAGGUUUCGGCUGCCUCACAACUCUCACGACUCUCUGCCUCAGGCGAGUUGUGCUUCCAGAAGACAUUGGACACCUAAGUAACCUCCAGAUGCUUCUUGUGAAAAAGAGCUCUCAGCAACACCCUCUGCCGUCCUCGUUGUCUGAGAUUUCUUCCUUGACCAGCCUAUUGCUUCACCAGUGCGGGGUGGAGGAGCUGCCAGAGGGCGUGGGAGAGCUGAGCAAGCUGCGCGAGUUGCACGUCUCCUCCUGCUCUCAUCUUACGGCCCUUCCAGCGUUGCUGACGAAUCCGACUUGUCUUCAAGCUCUCAUACUCUCUGGCUGCACAAAUCUCACAUCCGUGCCCACAAGGUGGGAUGGCCUUACGAGGCUCAAGUGCCUUGAGGUGACAGCAUGUGGCAAGCUGACACGGCUUGAUCAACUCUUGUCGGCUUCACUUGAAACGCUCAGCUGGGGAAGCUAUAGGCAGGCGAUGGUUUCGGCAGGUGUUUCGAGGCUGACGUGGCUUCGGGAUCUUUCCCUGACAAGGGUUAUUAUGGCCAUGCUGCCGGCUGAUAUCGGGUCAGCAUUGCCGCAGCUGCAGAACCUGAUGCUGGUCCGUGUGGGGGAGUUGAGGGAGCUGCCAGCAAGUGUACCCGCACUGCAGAACUUGACGUCAUUGGGGGUUCACUUGGCGCCCAAUCUGCCUUCUCUGCCACAAGACAUCAGCGCCUUAUCCUGGCUGCGGGAGCUGCUGGUCGUUCACUGCACGCAGCUGAAGCAUCUGCCUGCCUCUCUCACCCAGCUUGCCUGCCUGAACGACCUGUCAAUUCUGCACUGCUCCAUCCACUCCCUGUGUCCCAAAUUUUCAUGGCUUGCAUGCCACAAGUCCCUCAACUUGAGUUUGUGCAGACAGCUGCAGGCGUUGCCAACUGAUUUGAGUGAGCUGAAGGAGCUGCAGGUGCUAGAUGUCCAUGAGUGCGAGCUUCUGACUGACAUUGAUUCGUCUGUGCUCCCCAUGAGCAUUAUCCAGACGUGCGCCACCCCUAUUUCUUCCAUAUUGUGGUACCGUAUCAACAACAUCAUUGUCACCGCUAGAGCAUCGCCCUCACACUCAUGUGUCAUCGGGGUGCAGACAGGUAUUGCGCUCCGUGGCCGCGGUGUCUCCCGCCGGCCUAUGCCUGCGACUGCCGACGAGGAAGAUACGGGCAACGAAGCACAUGGGAGGGGUUUGGGAAAUCUCAUGAAUGCGAGUGGUUUUAUAAUGUGUGCUGAAAUUGCAGGUAUCAUUGCACAAUCGGUCAAGGGAGCUAUGCGCGACCAGUUUGAUGAGUUCCUCGAACAUACCCAAGAGAUGAUUGAGAGAGCUCAAGAUGCUCGAGUGUCCAGGAAGCGUAGAAGUACGCCGCCAGACGAGCUCGACGACGAGUCGACGUGA